This is a messenger RNA of Mandrillus leucophaeus (drill), 1565 nucleotides long. It is a transcript of the gene PITHD1, whose product is annotated as PITH (C-terminal proteasome-interacting domain of thioredoxin-like) domain containing 1. Gene Ontology annotation, cellular component: nucleus. The coding region runs from base 357 to 713 and encodes 118 amino acids. Lineage: Eukaryota; Metazoa; Chordata; Mammalia; Primates; Cercopithecidae. The record is from RefSeq and is a predicted model, not a curated record. The transcript has 6 exons.
GAUGUUAAAAAUAACGACAGCCUGGUUGCCAAGCGCUUUUCCGUGCCUGUCUCCUGCCAGCUCUUUGGGAGGCGAGCAGCGUUGAGUCUCCCCAUUUUGCAUAUAGGGAAACUGAGGCCGAGAGGGAACGGGGACGGUUUUGUCAAGCUACGCAGCCUAACGCUCUUCCAGGGCUGUGUGGGUUAGAGAGGAUGGCCGUGAGGGCCGUUGGACCAUUGGUGCUAAUGGCUGCCUCAUCAUAUUACCUGGUGAAGAAGAGCCUAGGGAGAUGAAAGUUUGUUGAAAGUGAUGCAGAUGAAGAGCUUCUGUUUAAUAUUCCAUUUACGGGCAAUGUCAAGCUCAAAGGCAUCAUUAUAAUGGGAGAGGACGAUGACUCACACCCCUCUGAGAUGAGACUGUACAAGAAUAUUCCACAGAUGUCCUUUGAUGAUACAGAAAGGGAGCCAGAUCAGACCUUUAGUCUGAAUCGCGAUCUUACAGGAGAAUUAGAGUAUGCUACAAAAAUUUCUCGUUUUUCAAAUGUCUAUCAUCUCUCAAUUCAUAUUUCAAAAAACUUCGGAGCAGAUACGACAAAGGUCUUUUAUAUUGGCCUGAGAGGAGAGUGGACUGAGCUUCGCCGACACGAGGUGACCAUCUGCAAUUACGAAGCAUCUGCCAACCCAGCAGACCAUAGGGUCCAUCAGGUUACCCCACAGACACACUUUAUUUCCUAAGGGCUGGCCAAGGCUCCCAUAGAGGUGCUGUGUCAGUGAAGAUGUACGACUACCUGUUGGGAAGGACAAAGGGAUGAGGCUCCACAGAGAGUUGGCUGCCACAGCCUCUGCCAAGCUUUGUCUUUGGGGCUUGCUGCAGAAACCUGGCCUACGGAAGAUACGACACCACUGGGAGGGUUGUGUAGGUGCCAGGGGACCAUCGUUGUUCUCUAGGGCGCUGCGGAAAUUGGGUCUUGGGCUGGGUAGCAUCUGGCAGUCAUGGAUAACGUUUGCUUUUCCAGUCAAUGUGGCCAUGUGAUUCCAAGUGUCAUGUUGCUUUGUGGCAGGAUUGUUGUGUGACUUGUUUUUUGUUUUGUUUUGUUUUUUUUAAAGGAAACUUUGUGGGUUAUAGGAAACUUUCUGACGCCUCAGGAUUGUGUUAAUAGUAGCCAUCAGGAGGGUCUCCAAUUAAAACACUUGUUCCUGCUUGCUCCUUUCCCCUCUCAUUGUUCAGCAUUCUUGUCAAGUUGCCCAGCUUGGAGUUGUCUGUCACGCACAUGUGUCCUGUGGUUAUAGCUAGAAGGUCAGGAGUCUCCUGCUGAUGCGUGAUAGCUUAAGCUUGGGGAGAAGGUCUUUUCCACUGCCUAGCUAAGCAGUCUGGGGAGAGCAUGGGGAUCAUUUCUGUGUGUGUGGGUAAUCUGGUCGGUAAGAUUGAGACUUAGUUAAGAUUUCCCUUGGAACUUCCUUAAUGUUUAUUAGCUUCUAACUAGUGUUGUAAGUCCAAUGCCAGAAUUUGGAGAUCUGAGUUCUUCUUUUCAUGGCUUUUAUUCACUGUGACUAAUAAGCUUCCUAAUAAAUCCUUGCCAGACUUAA